AUGGGUUCAGCUGAGCAGGCUGGGCUACAGGCCCCUGAAGAGGUUGCCUACGCCUCUGUAGUGAAUUCUUGGACCCCAGAGGAGCGUACUGAGAGGGAACGCAAGUUUGUGCGCAAGAUCGAUGUCCGGUUGCUUCCUAUCCUGAUGGUGAUGUAUGUCAUGAACUAUAUCGACCGCAAUGCGCUUCCGCAGGCUCGUGUACAGGGGCUGGAGAAGGACCUCAACCUGGCGGGCUAUGAAUACAACAUCGUUCUCAGUCUUACGUUCAUCGGUUACAUUCUGAUGCAAGUGCCCAGUAAUUUGCUGCUGUCUUUGACUCGCCCGAGCAUAUAUCUCUCCUGCUGCAUGGUAGCCUGGGGCAUCGCUAGUGGAGCUACCGGGGCGGUGCAUAACUUUUCUGGUCUUGCGGCCUGUCGAUUCAUCCUCGGUGUCACAGAGGCCCCUUUUUUCGCCGGCUGCGCAUUCCUCUUCAGUGGAUGGUACACGCGCAAGGAGCUCGGUCUACGUCUGGCUAUAUUCUACUGCGCCGCCAUGCUCGCCGGCGCUUUCGGCGGUCUCUUUGCAGCUGGAAUUGAGGCCGCUUUCAAGAACCACUCACUCCCCUCAUGGCGAUGGCUCUUUAUAAUUGAAGGAGCCGCCACUGUUCUCUUCGCCGUCCUUACCGGCUUCAUCAUCCCAGAUUGGCCCGCCACGACGAAGUGGCUUUCUCCCGAAGAGCGCGCCAUCGGCAUCAUCCGCCUCAUUGAAGACGCCGGCGACGAAGAAGAGUCCACGCCCACUUGGGAUGCAUGCAAACUCGCGGUGAAAAAUCCCCACAUCUGGCUCUGCAUCCUCGGUCAAGUCUGUCUGCAGGCCGUCGCCUCCCUCACCAACUUCCUCCCAACCCUCGUGCAGACCUUUGGCUUCGGGACCAUUGAAACCCUCCUUCUCACCGCACCACCCUACGUCCUGACCGCCGCCGUCUGCCUGCUCAACUCCUGGCUCUCGGACCGCACCUCCGCCCGCUCCCCCUCGAUACUCAUCCCCUCCGCAGUAGCCUGCACAGGAAUAAUCAUCACCGUCGCAACGACAAACACUGCAGCACGGUACCUCGCCAUCUUCCUCAUGCUCCCCGGGACAUAUGGGUGCAUGAUGAUCUCGAAUGCAUGGAUGGCGAACAUCGCGGCGCGACCGCAAAAGAUGCGCGCGAUCGGGCUUGCGAUGAACAACUCGAUUGGAAACUCGGCACUCGUCUGGACGCCGUAUCUCUAUCCCGAGAGCCAGGGGCCGAGGUAUGUUACGGCGUGGGCGGUGAAUCUGUCGCUUAUGGUUGUUUGUAUAGCUUCGACUAUUCUAUUGAGGGUUCUACUGGCGAAGGAGAAUCGGGCGAUGAUGGCUGUAGAGAAUGAAGAGGUUCAUGGCGACUCGGUUGAUGAUGGCGAUGAGGAUGCAAAGGGUAUGGAUCGGGUGUAUAGCGUUGCGAGGGCGAGAGAUGGUGGGUUAAUGGCGCGGUACCAGAUCUGAGGCGGAGGGAACAGUACCCCAAUAAAGAACCAGACGAUCAUGUAUCUGUCUUUUUACUGGAUCACUGAAUGAGCAAGGUGCGAGCAAGUGAGUCCUCUGUCAAUGCGGGAAAGACCGACUGGUCCACCGCUCUUCCCUUGUAUACCACCUGCCCCGGUGGCAGACCAUGGAGGCAGAGAAGGUGCGACCCUGGUCUAGGUCGAGGAUGCCCCUUCCUAAAAUAGAUUCCAAGCCUCUGCGUGUCGGUUGCGCAGUGCGGAUAGUGAGAUGCCAUUUUGCUCAUGGAGCCAAUUUAGUUAUGC
Messenger RNA from Aspergillus calidoustus, 1805 nucleotides. NCBI's taxonomy places the organism in Eukaryota, Fungi, Ascomycota, Eurotiomycetes, Eurotiales, Aspergillaceae. The record is from the annotation of a GenBank genome assembly.